UUAACCAGAAAUGAAAACAAAGAUUUUUUUCUUCUAUUAAUUUAGAUCUGUAAUUUGUUAACAUAUCAUUUGUUAAAAAUUGUUGUAAUUUCCUAAAUACAUUACAAUAGUGUAAAUACUCUCAAAAUUAUGAAAUUGUGUCGAAAUUCGUGUUGAUCAUCCUUCGAUGUGACAUUGGCUCUUUGAGCUGAAUCUGGAAUAUAGAAACAGCUGGCAUCCAAAAUAAACAAGAUGGCGAUGGCUAAUAACUCUUAUUAUCUUGAAGCAAGUGUUGGAAAAGAUGAUAACUUUGAAAAAAUGUUUAAAAAUUUUACAUUUAAAUGUUUGCAAGUUAUAAUACAGUCUCGAAUGGAAAUAAAGAAUAAACGCCUUCUAAAAGAACCAUCAUCAGCUGACUAUUUCUGUAUAACAGUAGCCGACAAUGCAGCAAUUGAAGAACAAAUCAGAAAAGUAUUGGAAGGUGUGAAAUGUUUCCCUGUGAGGGAGCAAAGUAUAUGUGUUGAGAUCCCCCUGGUGACUAAUGAUGGGGAUCACAUGUUUUUAGAGACCUGGGACAUUUCUUUUAAUCUUAGCAGUCUAGAUACUACCGCCAGCAAAUUGCAGCAUGUCUUUACUAGAAUGUGUGUUACUUUGAAAUCUCUGUUAUGUGCAACUCGUGCUAUGCCUGCAUAUAAAUUAGCUAAAAAUCAAGGGGAAAAAGGAGGAGGCUUUAAGUUGAACUACAGGUUAUAUUUAGGGAAGCCACAGACUCACUUUCUGGGUGAAGGUUUCAAAACAGUUCGAGCUGGCGCUGUGCCCACAGCUCAAGGGCUUUUUACAAUCAAUGUCUCAUUCCGUACCAAGCUUCUUCUCUCCCCUGCCAUGUCUGCCUCUGCUCUGCAGGCCAUUGAGGUGACAGAUAAUUAUUUUAUGAAGGAGUAUAAAACGUCCUCAGCGUCGUCUGCUCUGUCAGAUCCACAGCCUUGUUCUCCCUCUCCAAGAAGCCCAGUCAAUAGAUCUGAAAGUCCUUACUGUUUUGCUGUUUCUCCUGGAUCUAUUGAGAAAGAGGAACAUGAACUAAGAGCUCGAUUCCCCUCAGAGUCUAGUCCAUGGACGCACUCCAGUAUUCUGAAUUUAGAGGAACUUCCAGAGCCAGUUGUUGGAGCUUUCUCUAAAGCCAGUCACAAGAAAGUGAUAGAGCACAAAGUUCCAUUUGAAGGUCUGAUGAGACGAAGUAUGGUGGCCAGACAGGAGUCAGAGAAAAGCAAACAGUCCUACGAUGAAUGGGCUAUUGAUGGGCGAAGAAGCAGCAGGCCAGACUCAAAGGAAGGAGAAAAAGAAAAUGUUCCAAUAGAUUCUCAGAGAGGACAGAAGAUGUCUAUAGAAGAUGAGUUUGUUAUGGUCGAUAAACCUCCGUUCGCCGCAGACGAUGACCCUCGGGAUGUCAAAGCUUUUCUUGGUGUUUUUUUCCGAGCCCCCAAAACUUACGAGACACAGGAGUGCAAGGUUUCUGUGGAAGAGUAUCUGUGUGACGUCGAGGCUUUGGUUUCCAAGUUGGAGGAGGAUAUGCCUGUGUUAGACGAGUUCUGUCAGUCAGUCAUUAACCUGAACAGCCAGGAAGAGGAGGAUGAAAACCCUCUGUUUAGUUGAUGCUUAGUCAGGCAGGACUUAUAGACCUUGACCUUGCGGAAACCAACACGAGGGAUAGUUGGAUCAAUGUGCAGCCUAGCUUUCAGCUCAAGUGUUGAAUGUCUUACAUGUUGAUGAAACUUUUGGAUGUGCUUUUAGCUACAUCUGCUGUCUACGUCUGCUGUCGAUGUCUGCAGCUUGCCAACAUUCUUUGUAGUAUCUGUUCACAUGAAACAUUGGACUUGAAGAAGUGAAACUAAAAGAGUGUGGCAUGAGCACCAAAUAUAAGAAUACAUAUAUAUAUAUAUAGAGAGAGAGAGUGAUUCAUAUAUAUAUUAAUGCAUGUGUGAAUAUACAGUUUAGUAUGUAUGAUGAAUCAAAAGUUUUUCCAAACAAACUUUUAAAUUACAUUCAUGAAAACUUUAAAACUUUGAAUAAAUAAGUUGGGUUGCCAAAACCUAAUUUCCAGCUAAACUUACAGUGUACAGAUUCUCAAGUAUUUACUUAGAUGACUGUAAGCAUUGAUUACUUGAUGACUUGACUUGCUACAGUUCAAAGUUAUCACUCACCAAAAUCUCCCUUAACCAACUGAUAAGCAGAAAAGAAAGAAGAGUGCAGAGUUGAAGGGAGAAAAUUGAGACCAAUAAUCAGGAUUAAAUGACAAUGUAGUCAGGAGUAAUAACUAGUCCUUGAAUACAAAGAGCAUUUUGAAAAUUUCUAUUAUUAUUUUAUUAUUAUUUUAACUUGUUUGAUUUCUGUGAAUGUUAAAAAAAAUGUAAAAUAAAUACAAACCACAAAGAAGCUCCAUUGAAAUUAUAAUUUUAGAAAACUUAGAAGUGGAAUUGAUGUUUCAAAAAUAAUAUUACUUAGUGUUAUAUGCUGCAAUCAAUGAAGUUCACUAUAGACUAGAGCAAGACCCUAACAACAAGCCAAGAAAGACAUUUGUUAGAAGUUAAUUAUUGAACAGAGUACAGAAACUUAUUGGUAAGUUUAGAGAAAGUUUCGAUAUGAUGGUAACUUUUAAAAAGGAAAAGUUGAUUAAUAUAUAUGAUGCCAACUUUGAAAGACUUCCAAAUACAAGUGAACAAAUUAAGAAAAAUUUGAAUAAUUAUGCUGUAUAUUAUUCCUGGAUUAGAUCAUUCUAUUAUGUCUUGUGAAGAAAGUUUUCCCAAGUUGCUAGUUUCAGAACUUAUCCCCAGGAUUUGAAAAACAGUAUUAUCUUAUAUGCUUGUGUGCAUGUCAUUUGUAAUAAAUUACUUGUGAAGGAUAUAUAGCAUGUAUUUAUUGGAUUCACUGAUUUUUUUUGUUUCUAGUUUAAAGCACAAACAAAUCAAAUCAAAAUAUUUUAUGUUUUGUAUUAUGCAAGUUUUGAACAGAUUAAUAUAUGUGGUUUUCAUUUUUAGGUUAGGGCUAGUUUUUAUUUUGGUUUCCAACAGACAUAACUUUAAUUUUAACUCACGGGAACUGCUGCUUUUAAAAAGGAUGCUAUACACUAUGUCACACACAAACUUCUGUUAAGUUUUUCAAGAGUGGAAUCAUGUGGCUACUUUAGUGAGUCACUUAGAUUUCAUUUAUAAAAGUGAAAACUGCUAAAUUAUUACACUUCACAUGUCUUAAAUUUGAAUUCUUGAAUCAUUCCAGUCCUGUACAUAUUUGGAACUCUUGUUGCUGUAAAAAGAAGUUGAAUAGAGUCAUAGAAUUUGAGCUUAUUGUCUACAUUCCUUGCUGUUUCAGUAAAUGUCUCCAUUUUGUCUACAAGUCUCCAUUUGGUUUUUAUAAGUCUGUAAUCUUUUACAUUUUUUUAAAAUUCUUUUUGUUUUAAUAGCAUCUCUAUUUUGUCUCAUGUCUCCAUUUUGUUUCAAUAAUGUCUUCAUUUUUUCAUUAUAUCUUCAUUUUGUCUCAUUAUGACUCCAUUUUGUUUCAUUAUACCUCAAUUUCGUUUCAUUAUAUCUUCAUUUUGUCUCAUUAUAUCUUCAUUUUGUUUAUAGAUCUUGGUAAUGUUCACAAUAAUACAAUAAAAAAAAAAUAUUUUAAUUUUAUGGUGAAGAAAAUGUUUAUCACAAAAUAGCAUAAUUAUUUUGCUUUGUUUAUAAAACAAUUUAGAAAUAUUGAACAAUUGAAUGUCUUGAGUGGUCUUCUGAGUGCAAGUAUAUUUUAUGGUUAUACAGCAUUUUAUGCAUGCAAAACUCUCAGCACUCAUGUUAGUCAUAUUUAUUGUUGCUUUUAUGCUGAAGCUCUAGGACUUGUUUUAUGCUGAAUGAAAAGAAUGUUUAUAGUAUUUUGAAAAGGUUGAAAAUGAGAAUGAUACUACUCAUAUGUUUAUACCUUUCUAUUGUCUAAAUUUCCAUCAAAAAAGAAUUUCCAAAAACAUAAUGAUGAUUUAUGACAUUUUUUCAGGUUAACAUUAAUAAACAUAAAUCUAGAUUUCCAUUGGAUAAACUGUACCAACAAGUGAAUGUUAUUUCUAUCUAAGAAAAUAUUUGGUCUAAAAAAGAUAUCAUCAUGGUACAAGUAGUGUGUAUGGGGCAGAUGAUGUUAUAAGGUCUUAAAGGGGAAACUACUAUUACAAGUAGUAUUAUUUGGUGUUGUUGACCAACCAUUUUACUAUUAUUUCAAUGCCACAUUAUUUCGAGUUAAAGUGGAAGUGUAUCAAUCACUCUGGCUUCCUGGCCAUGUGUUAUGUGCUUGGAACCGUCUGUGUAUAAGAUGUAGCCAGGUUCAGAUCCUGUACGCUGUCUUCCCCUGUUGUCCAGCAGGAUGCAGUAAUGUGAAAGAACACUUGAAGCUGUCAAGUCAAAACACAUCAUUUCACUGACUCUGUGUGUUUGAGGCUGUACUUUGUGUCUGAGGCUGUGCUGUGUGUUUGAGGCUGUGCUGUGUUCAGUGUAGAUAUGCUGUAACUAUUGCAUCUGCUACUAAACAGCAUCAUUGGGAUGCUUAUAGAAUUAAUGGUGGUUUUUAUUUUAUUUGUUAUUUACUUAGAUCAUUUCUUCACACAAAUCAUUUCUACAUUUUGGCUUGUGGUUCCCGGUGAAUCAUUGUGACUUAUUGUGUUCUAUUGUGAACAUCAAGUAUGUAAAUCAGUUGUUGUAACAUGUCAAGGUUUCUCAAAAUUUUUAUGAUCAUAUCAAGUAUC
Messenger RNA from Biomphalaria glabrata, 4744 nucleotides. RefSeq names its product autophagy-related protein 13 homolog. The transcript is spliced from 7 exons. Bases 232 to 1629 code for a protein of 465 amino acids. Gene Ontology annotation, biological process: piecemeal microautophagy of the nucleus; protein localization to phagophore assembly site; mitophagy. Gene Ontology annotation, cellular component: phagophore assembly site; Atg1/ULK1 kinase complex; cytosol. Lineage: Eukaryota; Metazoa; Mollusca; Gastropoda; Planorbidae. The record is from RefSeq and is a predicted model, not a curated record.